AUGGUCGAGAGUGUGUUACAAGCUGGCGACAUCCGACAUCAGUUUGGGAGCAUCGGUUCUGCCCAACGGUUCGAUUCACAGCGUAGCGCUCAAGUCCCGCAUGAGGAUGAGUGGGACUUGAUUGAUGGGAAUGCCAUGCUGAAGACCAAUAUCCACCAGACUUGGAACUUUGAUCUUCACUGGGAAGUUAUUGACUUUCUCAAUGAUCAGCUCGAUGAUCCUGACAAGUUGAGGUCGUAUUUCGUUGUUACAGGGACAGAGGACAGAGCAUGGGCGUCUACAUGUCUUGACUAUCUGCGAAAAUUGUGGCCGGACAGUGGAGAGAAUUUUCUGGAGUCCUUCAUUGCCCUCCUGAAAAAUAUUCGGUCACUAGGGAAACAUCAAAUAUAUCGCCUGAAGGUCUCGCCAAACCUGAAUUUCAGGGUGCAUAUGAGUAGCUCUAAUAGGACGCUUCGUUUUUGCGGGUACGCCACAGGACACGAUACUGUCACCCUCAUGCGUCAACUUGCCUGGAUCGUAUCCGUCUGCCGAGUACCACAAGACGGCCGCCUCCUUCUUUCUCGAGCUUGUAUCCAACCGAAUGGCUCAGAGCGUCAAUUCUCCAUCAAAGUUGAACCUUUGAAACUGGCACCGAAGACGGGCGGGAGCUGCUGGCACGAAAUGUUUGUGGGUUACGUCCUCGCGUACGGAUUUCCGAUACCAGCAAGAGACUUUGGACUUGGCGUCGAAAUGCCCUUCUACAUCAUGACGAUUCUAGGCCUUGUCUGCUAUCCAAUCAACUACGGCGCCGGACUUGUUUUGAAAGGCGACAACACUGCACUGAUACCAUCGAAGGAAUCAAGCGGGUCUAAUGCCAUACAAUGGCAUUUCGUGCGCAGCCCCAGUGCAGACUCAGCUCUCUCGUGGGAUUCUAUUAGCCGCCGCUGCGGCCCAGAAGGUGUGUUCUGCGAAACAAAUUGGAAACGCCUCGCUGAUAAAAGGGCAUUUGUGGGAUAUUUCCCCAAGGCCGAGGUCCAUUUGGGAACCGAUGACUCGGGCUUUGCGCACAUCAAACCGUCAGGUGCUCCGAUCGAUGAUAAGAGGCGCUUCAACUUCGUCAACGAGAUCACAGGCUCUUUUGGUACUUCCGGCCUUGGUAUCUUUGGAGGCGGGGUUUCGGGGAAGGCGGUCUUCCAUCGCCUAUCCGAACAACGGAUCAAAGCAGCACAUGGCAUGUUCUGGAAUAAGCUCUGCAACGCAAAGACCCAACCUUUGCUGCUCUUUGACACAUCCACAAAAAGAGGCUGGCUUGUUCCUGAACUGAGUGGCGUUCUUCACAUUGCCUUGACGUGGGCCUCGACUGCAGAAGACCCCGCGGUUCUCGCCGCAUUCGAUAGGGCCCAGAUUUCAACAGAUGGAGGAGCAGCAGCGUAUUCUGCCAUUCAAAAAGCAAGUACCAACUCCCUGCCGGGUGUUGAGGACGAUGCCGACUUCGAUAAAGAGAUGAAAGUUCGGGAUAUCGUGAAGCGAGUUCUGGAAUCUCUCGGCCAGAUCAAAGAACAACAGCAACAGGUGGCACAUUGCUCAGGCACUCUUACCGAUGGCUUGACAGGCUACGAGUAUGUCGACAUCGCUCAUUUUCAAGACACUCUUGCCGCCAAGAGAGUGAAGCUGGACGGUUCCUGCACUGGAGACUGGCUCAAAGUUGUCAAAAAGUGGCCUGAAAUUGCCGUUCUUCUAUGCGCGAACCUCGGAGAGCCAUACUUGGACUAG
Lasiodiplodia theobromae is the source of this 1752-nucleotide messenger RNA. RefSeq names its product Pfs domain protein. The transcript has 4 exons. Lineage: Eukaryota; Fungi; Ascomycota; Dothideomycetes; Botryosphaeriales; Botryosphaeriaceae. The record is from RefSeq and is a predicted model, not a curated record. Bases 1 to 1752 code for a protein of 583 amino acids.